UACCCCUCAGGAUCUAGCGCCUCCCCCGUACAGCCCCGACAAUAGCGUUGGGUGUACCGUCACUGUUGCUGCAACAGCUUCUUGUCUCGGGAUUUAGCAAUGGGCAAAGUUCGUCGCAGCAAGAAACCACCACCAGAAGGAUGGGAAUUGAUUGAACCAACCUUAGAGGAAUUGGAUCAAAAGAUGCGUGAAUGUGAAACUGAAACACACGAAGGAAAGCGAAAGGUAGAAUCCCUCUGGCCCAUCUUUAAGAUUCACCACCAAAGGUCCAGAUAUGUCUUCGAUCUUUUUCAUAAACGCAAGGCAAUCAGCAAGGAGCUCUACGAGUAUUGCAUCAAAGAGGGCCUGGCUGAUAAAAACCUGAUGGCCAAAUGGAAAAAGCAGGGAUAUGAAAACCUCUGUUGCCUACGGUGCAUUCAGACAAGAGAUACAAACUUUGGCACCAACUGCAUUUGCAGAGUCCCCAAAGGAAAGUUGGAAGAGUGGUCCUCACUGGAGCCCACAAGUGUGGAGGUGGGAGGUUUCUUCCCGGGAUACGCUGCUAGGCUAAAGACAUGCACGAGCUGCAUAUAAUAAAUCUGGGAUCUCGUCGUCCAAGCCAGGGGAAAAUUGUUGAAUGCGUCCACUGUGGCUGUCGUGGCUGCUCAGGCUGAAGAGGAGCACUCACAGCAUCUGUAAAAAAAGGACCCUUGUAUCAUAUCUCGUCAAUAGAUUGUAUCCAAAAUUAA
Molecule: messenger RNA, 728 nt
Organism: Ornithodoros turicata
Lineage: Eukaryota; Metazoa; Arthropoda; Arachnida; Ixodida; Argasidae
Product: protein BUD31 homolog
Exons: 5
Coding region: 100-573 (157 amino acids)
Biological process (GO): mRNA splicing, via spliceosome
Cellular component (GO): spliceosomal complex; nucleus
Source: RefSeq, a predicted model, not a curated record